UCUUGGAUCCUGACGGAGGAUUCCAACCACCGAGGUCAGUCACCGUGAAGCAUCCCAAGUACAUGUGCGCCGAAGCAAAGCCGAGGCCGGAUCUUGGCAGGAGAAGACCGAUCCUCCCCGCUCCGACCGAGUCCCGAACUAAACCACGAUAGUUACCACGAUUGCCGGCAAAGCCGUUGCAAUUGCUCUACCAACUCCCUACCACUUGCUAUUUUCUCCCUAUCAAUCCAAGUGACAGAAUUCACAAACUGAGCCAUCGCCAUGGCAUCCUCGAAUGCUGCGGACCAGUCCGCCACCACGAGCAAGAAUUUCAUCAUCAAGCACAUGAACGCCGACCACCAAAAGUCCCUGGCGAUGUACCUGCGAGUCUACUGCCACGUCUCUGCAUCCGAAGCCAAAUCCGCUCGCCUCGAAGACAUCAGCCUGUCCGAUCUACUCCUCAGCGCCCAAGGCACGCGCUACACCGUGCCGCUGGAUCCGCCCAUGGCCUCGUUCUCCGAGACCCGGGGCCGAGUCGUGGCCAUGCACAAAGAGUGUCUGCAGAAACUGGGAAUCUCGGACAUUACGAUCAACGAGUAUCGCGCGCCGCGGGGUGUCGGGGCAGUGGGAUUCGCCGUGUGUCUGGCUGCGAUCGUGGGAUUUUGUCGGCGCGACAACUUCGUGCCCGGGUCGCUGGUCUACGAGACGAUCGGACUGGACAGUUUCCCCGCGAUGUCCCAGUUGUGCUACAAGGUGCAGCCCCUGGUGUUCUCCUUUCUUGUGGGAGCGCAUGUCAUUGAGGCGACUCUGUUGGCGAUCAAGCGAUUGAAGCCGCACGGGGUGCCCUUCUUGUCGGCGGCGUGGAUCGGGUGGGUGCUGUCCACGCUGGUGGAGGGAUUUGGGGCAUGGAUGCGGUUUGACGCGAUGGUUAAGGAGAAGCGAGGGAAGGAGCACAGUCAGUAAAGGUAGUGAUGAGAAGUCGAUACUGUAGUAUUAACUAGUGGAUAAUAAGAAGAAUGACAAGAUGACUAAAACAGAAAGGAAUAGAGAUGAGUCAGCAAUGCCAAGGCCCCGAGGCGAA
Molecule: messenger RNA, 1060 nt
Organism: Aspergillus steynii IBT 23096
Lineage: Eukaryota; Fungi; Ascomycota; Eurotiomycetes; Eurotiales; Aspergillaceae
Product: DUF2470 domain-containing protein
Exons: 1
Coding region: 262-942 (226 amino acids)
Source: RefSeq, a predicted model, not a curated record